This is a messenger RNA of Mya arenaria, 7269 nucleotides long. Its product is annotated as angiopoietin-2-like. Bases 141 to 2321 code for a protein of 726 amino acids. The transcript has 11 exons. NCBI's taxonomy places the organism in Eukaryota, Metazoa, Mollusca, Bivalvia, Myida, Myidae. The record is from RefSeq and is a predicted model, not a curated record.
AUCGAACGAGAAAUAUAUCUACCCCGCUGCGUGAAUAUUUUGUUUGAGUGUAAGAACUCGUUAUAUUAUUAAAAUAAGUGAACACGUUUUGGCAGGAAUAAGAAUUGUUUAAAUAGCACAUCUCUCCAAAAGGGUUCACCAUGGCUCUGUGCAAGGCAAAUAUGUUAUUUGUGCUGCUAACUAUUUACACAGUGGCAUUGUACAACGGUGCAAAUGCCAAUGAGGUGUUGAUAGAAAUAUUGUCCAAAGUGUUAACGCUUGAUACAAAGUUUGAUAAUUUAGAGACCGAAUUCAUGAAGACCGUUAACGACGUAAACACGCUUGAUAAAAGAAUGGACAAUAUGGAAAUACAACUUAAGAACAAGCUGACAGACUACACACCCAAACUAGGUGGCAUUACGAAGAGUAUAGAGUCAACAAUUUCUAACACCGUGACGAAAAUGGUGAAGUCUCAAUACCGUGCAAUAAGUACAGCCAUGAAGCGAGAAAAGGUGGCUUUAAUGACUUUGAAAACUGAAAUUAAAAACCAUAUAAAGGAAAUAGAUGACGAGUUUCAAAAUGUACAAACCAGUUUUGAAGAACGAUUGUUAAAUCAGACCCAAGCACAGGAAUAUAAGUUUGAAAGACAGUCAGAUGAUUUAGGAGAUUUCAUCAGUGAUGUGCGGGAUCAGCUAAAAGGUAAUUUAAGUGACGCACAAAAAUCACUUGACCAGGCAAUACAUGCAUUCAAGGAUGACAUAAAGAAUACAACAUUUAAUCUAAAUAAGACUCUCAACGAGAAUUUAGAAACCAUACAAAGUGAAGUGGACUUGAGAAUCACAGAUCAGCAAAACGGAAUUGUAUCACUUAACUCAAAAAUGAGCUCAACUGAGGGAAGUUUGCAAAGUUACAAGUCGUUCAGUAAUUCGAUCAGGGCGGAUGUCAACAGUAUAGAUAGCCGAGUAUCCUUAAUUGAAACGUCGCUUUCAGAAACACAAUGGAGUGACUGGGGAAAGUGGACAGUUUGCGAUACGCGGUGCGAGAGAGGGAAAUGGUUUCGUGAACGUCUGUGCAACAACCCCGUCCCGCAAUUCGGCGGAGCAGGUUGUUCUGGAGAUAAAAAAGAAGUCCGAGCUUCUUUCGACUGUUCGGAAGUAAGACAGAACCUCGGGAGAGUACCCUCUGGCGUCUAUCACAUCACAACAUGGAAAACAAACCAAAUUGCGAGUGUGUUCUGUGAUAUGGACACCGAUCAGGGAGGUUGGACUGUGUUUCAACAUCGCAUGAACGGAAAUGUGGAUUUCUACCGCAACUUCUCUUCAUACGAGAAUGGGUUUGGAUCUCUGCAGGGUGAAUUCUGGUUCGGCCUCAAACUGAUGUAUGAGAUGACAUCCCGGACAUCAAAUGAUUUAAGAAUUGACAUCACACGUGGCAGUGGUAGUACCGGCUAUAUCGUAUACGCUGACUUCAGUGUGGGAGCCGGGUCUAAUUAUACACUACAUGUAGGAAAUAUACGGUCAAAAAGUGGACUGCGUGCGAGUUAUGUAAGGAUUCAUACCUACCACAACGGUUCUGCCUUUUCCACAUUCGACCAUGACAAUGAUCGUUUCCACGGUGUUAAUUGUGCCGCUACACAUCGCGGAGGAUGGUGGUACAAGUAUUGCAUCUAUUAUAUGAACCUGAAUGGCCAGUACUAUACACCUGGAAAGAAUGACGACAACGGAACAGCUAUGACAUUUGAUGAAUAUACAACGCUAAAAUCUAGCAAAAUGAUGUUUAGACACCUCAUAACAGUUACGAUCAGGGACGCUACAUCACAGAAGGUGUUUCAACAUCGCAUGAAUGGAAAAGUGGAUUUCUACCGCAACUUCUCUUCGUACGAGAAUGGGUUUGGACUUCUGCAGGGAGAAUUCUGGUUGGGCCUCAAACUGAUGAAUGAGAUGACAUCCCGGACAUCAAAUGAUUUAAGAAUUGACAUCACACAUAGCAGUGGUUACACCGGCUAUAUCGUAUACGCUGACUUUAAUGUGGGGGCCGGGUCUAAUUAUACCCUACAUGUAGGAAAUACACUGUCAGAACGUGGAGUAUAUGCGGACCUUGCAGGGUUUAAUACCUACAACAACUGUUCUGCCUUUUCCACAUUCGACCAUGACAAUGACCUUUCAAGCAGCAGUAAUUGUGCUGUUAUCUUACACGGAGGAUGGUGGUACAAUGAUUGCAUCUAUUGUGCGAACCUGAAUGGUCAUUACCACACACCCGGAACUUAUGUCCUUAACAAAACUGCUAUGACAUUUGAUGGCUAUCAAUCGCUAAAAACUAGCAAAAUGAUGUUUAGACCUUAGACCUUAAGUGAAGCUAGUAUUUCACUAACACGUGUGUUUUCUUAUCAUAUUUAAGUAUUGGUUUAUGUUCAGUUGAUUUUUUUUCUUUUUGUUUUUAAAUAAAUUGCCAUCAUUUCAAGGUGCGGAUUGAACAACUCGCCUUUAUCGAAUACACAUUAAAACAAUUAAUUUAAAAAUUACAGCUUUCUUGCUCAAAUUAAGCUUUUUGCGGUCUUUAAUAAGGUCAUUUUAUGUUUGACUAUUAUUUGUGAUAAUCACAUUAUAAUUCAUUUUUAUAUUUUCGUUAUUAUCUCUUUAUAUACCGCGUUGGUAAUUGAUGGCUAUAAAUCGCUUAAAACUAGCACAAUGACGAUAUGUUUUUAUACCUUUUGUAACGCCAUUAUUUCACAAUCAUUACGCUUUCUCGUUCUAUUUUAGUUUUCGAUAAAUAAUAUAUUGAAUUGAUAAUAAUGUAUUGUCCACUACUCGGCCUUAAAUAAACCAACGGAUUGUACGAUCGCUUUUUUGGAAUAUUUUUUUCCGAAUAUUAAAUGUUCUGUUUCGAAAUAAAUAGAUUUAAAGAUCAGUUAAAGCAAGAAUUUUAAUUUUUGAUAGUUACAUUUUCAUUUUUAAUUGUGACACUGAAAUACUAUUUGACUGAAUUUGUUUUGUGUAUUGAAAUCAGUGUAUUGAAAUGUAAGCAUUAACAAAAUGUUUUGAAAUGUUAGAUUUGACGGAGUUUUUUUUAAAUAAAAGCAUUGACGGAGAACAUUGAAAGGUAAGCAUUGAUGGAGUGCAUUGAAAGGGAAGCAUUGAAGGAGUGUAUUGAAUGGGAAAGCAUUGGCGGAGUGUAUUGAGUGGUAAGCAUUGACGGAGUGUAUUCAAUGGGGAAUCAUUGUCGGAGUGUAUUGAGUGGGGAAGCUUGUCGGAGUGUAAUGAGUGGGGAAGCAUUGAUGGAGUAUAUUCAAAGGUAAGCAUUGAAGAAGUCCAUUAAAAGGUGAGCAUUGAUGGAAUGUAUUAAGUGGUAAUCAUGGAUUGCAUAAAAAGGGAAGCAUUGACGAAGCUUAUUAAAAGGACAAAAUUGACGGAGAAUAUUGAAAGGUAAGCAUGGAUGGAAUGUAUUGAAUGGGAGUGACUUGAUCGAGUGUAUUAAAUGGGGAAGCAUUGACGAAGUAUAUUGAAAGGCAAGCAUUGACAGAGUGUAUUGAAUGGGAAAAAAAUGAUGGAGUGUAUUGAAUAGGGAAGCAUUGACGGAGUGUAGUGAGUGGUACGCAUUGAUGGAAUAUAUUAAAAAGGAAGCAUUGGCGGAGUGUAUUAAAAGGGAAUGAUUGGCAGAGUGUAUUCAAAGGAAAAAAUGGACGUAGUAUAUUGAAUGGUAAGCAUUGACGAAGUGUAUUGAAGGGUAAGCAUUGAUGGAGUGUAUUGAAAGGUAAGCAUUGACGGAGUGUAUUGAAAGGUAAGCAUUGACGGAGUGUAAUGAAAGGUAAGCAUUGACGGAUCGAAUUGAAAGGUUAGCAUUCCUGGAGUAUAUUGAAAGGUAAGCAUUGACAGAGUGUAUUGAAAGGUGAGCAUUGACGAAGUUUAUUGAAAGGUAAGCAUUGACGGAAUGUAUUGAAAGGAAAGCAUUGACGGAGUGUAUUGAGUGGUAAGCAUUGACGGAGUGUAUUGAGUUGUAAGCAUUGAUGGAAUGUAUUAAAAAGGAAUCAUUAACGUAGUGUAUUGAAAGGAAAACACUGACGGAUUGUAUUGAAAGAGAAGCAUUGACUGAGUGUAUUGAAAGGUAAGCAUUGACGGAUCGUAUUGGAAGGUUAGCAUUCCUGGAGUCUAUUGAAAGGUAAGCAUUGACAGAGUGUAUUAAAAGGUCAGCAUUGACGGAGUUUAUUGAAAGGUAAGCAUUGACAGAGUGUAUUGAAAGGUGAGCAUUGACGGAGUUUAUUGAAAGGUAAACAUUGACGGAAUGUAUUGAAAGGUAAGCAUUGACGGAGUGUAUUGAGUGGUAAGCAUUAACGGAGUGUAUUGAGUUGUAAGCAUUGAUGGAAUGUAUUAAAAAGGAAUCAUUAACGUAGUGUAUUGAAAGGAAAACACUGACGGAUUGUAUUGAAAGAGAAGCAUUGACUGAGUGUAUUGAAAGGUAAGCAUUGACGGAUCGUAUUGGAAGGUUAGCAUUCCUGGAGUCUAUUGAAAGGUAAGCAUUGACAGAGUGUAUUAAAAGGUGAGCAUUGACGGAGUUUAUUGAAAGGUAAGCAUUGACAUAGUGUAUUGAAAGGUGAGCAUUGACGGAGUUUAUUGAAAGGUAAACAUUGACGGAAUGUAUUGAAAGGUAAGCAUUGACGGAGUGUAUUCAGUGGUAAGCAUUAACGGAGUGUAUUGAGUUGUAAGCAUUGAUGGAAUGAAUUAAAAAGGAAUCAUUGACGUAGUGUAUUGAAAGGAAAACACUGACGGAUUUUAUUGAAAGGGAAUCAUUAAAAGAGUGUAUUGAAAGGUAAGAUUUGACGUAGUGUUCUGAAAGAAAUUAAUUGACUUAGUGUAAUGAAAGUGAAGGAUUGACGGAGUAAAUGGAAAGGGAAGCAUUCAAUUUAAUGAAGUGUAUUGAAAACUAAAGCAUUUACGGAGUGUUUUGAAAGGUAAGCAUUCAAGAAGGGUAGUGAAAAGUAAGCAUUGACGGAGGGUAUUGAAUGGGAAGCAUUGACAGAGUGUAUUAAAAUGACGCAUUGAUGGAGAGUAUUGAAAAGUAAGCAUUGACGGAGUGUAUUAAAAUAUAAGCAUUGAUGUUGUGUAUUGAAAUGGAAGCAUUGACGGAGUGUAUUGAAGGUACGCAUUGACGGAGUGUAUUGAAAGGUACGCAUUGACGGAGUGUAUUAAAAGGUACGCAUUGACGGAGUGUAUUUAAAUGUACGCAUUGGCGGAGUGUUUUGCCGGUGUGUGCUGAAAGGGAUGCAUUGACGGAAUGUAUUGAAGGGGACGCAUUGACGUGGUGUAUUGAAAGGGAGGCAUUGACAAAGUUUAUUGAAUAGUUAGCAUUGGCGGAAUUUAUUGAAAUGAAACGUUGACGGAGUGCUUUGAAAGGAAGCUUUGGUGGAUUGUUUUCAAAGGGAAGGGUGUGUGAUGCGUUUUGAAAGGGAGAUAUUUAGUGAUUGUUUUUAAAGAAAAGCAUUCAGGGAGUUUAUUGAAUAAUAGGCAUCGACAGAGGUUUUCUUUACGAAGAUUAAGAAGCAAAUUGUUAAUAAUGUGAUUAUGGUUAUGUUUUAGUCAUAAAACAUAUAACUUACUUAAUUGUAAUAAAAAACAAAUGUCAAAUUUAUCAUGAUCACAGUAAUUGUAUGUGUUGACGGAAAACUAGUUACUCUCAAUAUCGUUUUAUUUUUUUCUGCUCAUGUAUGAACAUUCAUUAUUAUCUGUUGCAAAUGAAUUUCAAGGACAGCCAAUUUGCUUAUGAUAAUUAACGUAGAUGAGCAUGAUUUAUUCAUUCAUUUAUGUAUAAAUAAUGUUAUGUGUUGAAAUAAAUGUAAUUUCUGUCCUGUUCGGCGUAAAAGUUUAAGAAGCAUUUGUGAGUGUCAUGGAUUAUACACCCUAAAAAGGAUGCCAUGACCGUCUCAUAAUGUUUACGAUCUGGCGCGCUACAUUGCAGAUGGCGCACAUAAUUUAUUGUAUAGUGACUUUUAGGAUUGAACACUAAGCAUCUCAGAAACAAUUUAAUUUAAAAACAAAAUGUAGAAUGUCGAGAAAUGUAGUUCUUAAAGAACCGCUUUCGAAAACUGGUGUCCGCUAAAACGGGUGCUAAGUCGAAGAGAGGUACAUUUCAAGAAUUGGGUAAAAUAUUUUUUCAUUCUUAAAGUAUAUUUUGAGUACGUGCUGCAAGGGCAAUGUUUACAUUAUAGAAACAACACAAAUAAUGAUAACGCUGAAAGCCCUAGAGUUAUAAUUAUAGCUGGGUGUCCAACUUCAUAUUAAUAUAUUGACAAAAUUUCAACCAAUUGCUUCAAGCAAUUAUUUAGUUAAUGCCGGGACAAAGUUUGCAUUAUAAAACAUGAUGAAGCAGGAUAAAUUGAGUUAUAACAUUUGUUCCACUGAAACUUAACAUAAGAGGCGCAUAACAUUUAUUUAUUUUUGAGUUAUAACGCUUGUUCCACUGAAACUUACCAUCGGAACAUUACCAUAUGUAUCGAAAAGUACGUUAGACUUUUGAAACUGAGAUUAAAGCUCAAAUUUAAGGAAUAUACCACACUAUUUAUCCUUGUAGCAUCAAGACUACUAUAUCCUCUAUCCUUACGAUGAUACAUUUAGAAUACCUGUUGCAAUGUAUUUUCAUGAAAUAAAUAAUGUUUAAACGAAGGCAAAUUGUUUGUUGAUACCAACUACCUGAAUCAUACUGUAUAAUUAUAUUGAUGCUUUAACAGUGCAUUAAUACUAAAAUCCAGCCUGUAUCUGCGCUGAAUGCACAUCAUAUUUGCAAAAUAUGCAUAAAGCAUUAAUUUUAUAUUGCAGUUGCCGCCAGAACUGAUAUUUUCAUGGUGCAAUUAAAAAGUCUAGCUAUUUUAACUAUAUCUAAUGGUUGUCUUUUUUUUCCAAACACAAAAAUAAAGCAUAAACAAAUCAAAAGCCAUACAAAGAUAUUUGACGCUACCAAUAAAUGUUAUAUAGUUUUACAAAAGCAUUUCAGGAUACAUGCUGCCAUUACAAUUGCCUCCACAUUUCUAUGCUGAAACGCGUAUUUCACCAACAUUUGAAGUAUUUUCUAGCGAUUAAUCGCAAUACACAAAAUAUAUCACAAAAGGGUCCACCGAUAUCUGGGAGUUAUCAACUUUUUUAAAAUAUUUGCCAGGAAACAGAAAAACUUUUUAUAAUAAAUUAAAAAAAAAUCAGGAAAGAAAAAUCCGACAUUAAUAGACAGGCAAUAAUUGAGGCUCGCAGCAUAUAUAAGAAAAGUGUUAGAUCAUUUAACUAUAAAAAAAAAAUUACAAACUGCAAA